CAUACCCCGGGCGUUUGUCACCCCUGAUCGAGUUGGGCUUUGACAGGCUACAUUAAGUAGCAAGAGUACUCCAGCGGCUAAUCCAAAGAACGAUUAUUUUCUCGGCACUCUGAUCCAGCAUGUCCAGCUCUGGGUUCACUAGUCCCUUUGGGGCAAACUCGAAUCCCUUCGGUUCCAGAGUCGAGACGGGUUCUAUGCAGAGGGUAGCUGAGGAAGAGGAGAACGACGUCCUCGCCUCGCCCACAACACCGCGUUUCGGACAAUCGACAAGCCAUGGCCAAAUAUUUCGAGCACCCUUCGGGGGCGACGCCUCGUCUGACUCCCACCUGUCUGCGUUGCGGAGUCCGCCGAGUACCGAAGGCUUUCCGGCGCAGUUCAACUUCGGUCGACGCACCUCGGUCUCGGCGGAGUCUCUAAAGCCAGUUGGUGAUAGCUACGACAACUGGACACCACCUGUGCAUCCCAAGACUGAGGAGCAGAUGGAACGUCUUAAGAGGGCGAUUGGCGGCAAUUUCCUGUUCAACCACCUCGACGAUGAGCAAUGUGCGCAAGUCCUCGGAGCCCUGGUAGAAAAGCCAAUCCCAACCAAGGGAAUAAAGGUUAUUACACAAGGCGACGCUGGAGACUACUUCUACGUGGUCGAGAAAGGUUCUUUCGACGUUUACGUCAACCCCACGGGUUCACUGCAGCCAGGACCGGAUGGGAUGGGCCAAAAGGUCAGCACAAUCGAAGCUGGCGGAUCGUUUGGUGAACUGGCUCUCAUGUACAAUGCGCCCCGGGCUGCUACGGUUAUUUCGGCUGAGCCGCAGUGCACGCUGUGGGCUCUGGACCGUGUUACCUUUCGCCGAAUCCUGAUGGAAUCGACGUUCGCACGUCGUCGCAUGUACGAAAAUUUCCUCGAGGAAGUCCCUCUCUUGUCGACUCUUACACCAUAUGAGAGAUCCAAGAUCGCCGACGCUCUCGAGAGCCAAAAGUUUCCCGCGGGCCAUACGAUAAUCCGCGAGGGCGACCCUGGCCAUGAGUUCUACUUGCUCGAAUCUGGCGAGGCAGCCGCGUAUAAGAGCGGCAACGAAGAGCCAGUGAAGCAGUACAAGAAGGGGGAUUUCUUUGGUGAGCUCGCCUUGCUCAACGACGCGCCGCGUGCAGCCAGCGUCAUCAGCCAAACCGAGGUCAAAGUUGUCAGGCUGGGCAAGUCGGCCUUCCAGAGACUGCUGGGCCCAGUCGAGAGUAUCAUGCGGAGGACCAGGUAUGUUGGCAUGAGGACUGGAGAGGAGGAGGGAGGACCCGCGCAGAGGCAGUGAGGAUAACAGUUCGAUAACCGGUCAUAGUGGGGAUAGCGGCUACUGAGUACGGCGCAUUCACCACAGCAAAGAACAGAUUGGAAGGGUGUAGAGAUAUGGUAUGAGGGCCAUGACGGAGUCUCGAAAUUCCGAGGCUUCGUCUCAGUGGGGAUUCUUUGAGGGUGUACUUCGGUGGGGAUUCUUUGAUGGUGUACUCGAACUGCUAAUGGAGAACUC
Chaetomium strumarium is the source of this 1517-nucleotide messenger RNA. RefSeq names its product cyclic nucleotide-binding-like protein. The record is from RefSeq and is a predicted model, not a curated record. NCBI's taxonomy places the organism in Eukaryota, Fungi, Ascomycota, Sordariomycetes, Sordariales, Chaetomiaceae. Gene Ontology annotation, molecular function: cAMP-dependent protein kinase inhibitor activity; cAMP binding; protein kinase A catalytic subunit binding. The coding region runs from base 120 to 1301 and encodes 393 amino acids. The transcript has 3 exons. Gene Ontology annotation, biological process: negative regulation of cAMP-dependent protein kinase activity. Gene Ontology annotation, cellular component: nucleus; cAMP-dependent protein kinase complex.